Cuscuta campestris is the source of this 3803-nucleotide messenger RNA. The record is from the annotation of a GenBank genome assembly. NCBI's taxonomy places the organism in Eukaryota, Viridiplantae, Streptophyta, Magnoliopsida, Solanales, Convolvulaceae.
GGUAAACUGAAAAUCCGAAUCCGUGACCCGGCCCACCCCUACCUCAAGUCAUUCGAGCUUGGAAUAGGAAAAUUAGAGAGCUUAUUCCUUUCUUCACCGUUAGGGGUUAUUUGGCUUGCCGGCGAACUGGAGGCCGAUACCGUGGAUUGAAUGCCGUUUGGAAUCGAGGCUGCUUACCGGAGAAUUUAUCGCGCUCUGCAGAACGGGACAUUGCGCCGAGAUUUUGAAUUUUAGGUCUUAGCUGUUUCAAAGCUCGAUCCUUUCUUCUUACUGUCUCAGAUCUGAUUUGCUGAGCUGAAGGGAGAUUAGAAGGAGACCGUGAGAUCAGAUGGUGCAGGGAAGAAGAAAAGCUCUUCUGGAUGUUUGAUUAUCAUGAAAAAAGGUAACGGAGCGGUGGCUCCUCAAAGGGUUGCUACUGGGUCUUUGCAGAAGAGCAAAACGAAGAGACGAAGAGUGAUUUCAGAUGAUUCAGAGUCUGGUGAGGAGUUGCUAGAAGCUUGUAAGAGAAAAGCUGACGAAUUAUCUUACAAUAGCCCUGCAACGCACAAGAGUGGGGUUAAGGGGAAUAAUAAUUCCGAAAGUGAUGCGAAACGGAGUAGGUUAGAUUCUUUUGACUUUGACGAGUAUGAUGAAUUUGACGAGACCGUUGCGAGGGAUGGAUAUGAGGAUGUGAUUGAAAAAGGAACAGGGAGUUCUAGGGAAUUCAGAAAAGGGUCUAGUGGGAAAAUGAUGUUGGAAAAAAGUAGGGACUUGAAUUUUGACUGUUCAUUAAAUGCUUCGAGGAGCAGAAAUAAGGGGUUUAAGGGUGCAGCUAAGAAUAGGAUUUCCAGCGAGGAAGAUGAUGCAGAUUUGCCCAUCUCGGUGCUUAAGUUGAAGCAUCAGCAAGCGUCAAAUGAUUCGAUCAGGUUGCAGGGGAAAAAUGGGGUCUUGAAGGUAAUGGUGAAUAAAAAGUUGGAUUUAUCACAUAAGAAGCAUGAUUUCCAUGCUUCGAAAAGUAGGAAAUGUUCAACGUCUGAGAACGUAACCAACAAGAAUCCAGAAGUCCAACCAAUCAUUUACAUGGGUUCUGAAAUCUCUGAAAAGCAACAUUUGUCUCUUCAAAGGGAUAAGAAUAAGAUGAAAUCCUGCAAAGUAUUUAUGAAAACAAAUACUCCAGCCAGUGAUUCAGAAACAGAUGGAACUGAUAAAUCACCAAAGAGGGCUCCAAUAGCUAUACCAGCUGGUAAUUCACGACAACAACAAGAACAUCAACAGCCUACCCAGUUGAUUCCCAUGGCGGGUAACUCACUGAAAAUGGUUGAAAAGGAAAAGAAUAAAUUUUCAACUGCUAAAACCAUUUCUCCCGUUAAUUCUCCCAUUAAUAAAGAAGGGAAAACUAAGCGCAAUACCAGCACUGAGAAACAACAGCUGCGUGAGAAAAUUAGGAGAAUUUUGAUGGAUGCUGGCUGGACUAUUGAUUAUAGACCAAGACGGAACAGGGAUUACCUAGAUGCAGUUUACAUAAGUCCUUGUGGAACAGCCUAUUGGUCUAUAGUUAAGGCUUAUGAUGCUUUUUUAAAACAGUUGGAGGAUGAUGGCGAUAGAAAUAAAUCUGCUCACGUAUCUGCUCCGUUUUCUCCUUUAUUGGAAGAUAUAAAUAAGCUAACUAGACAAACUAGAAAGAAAACUGAGAGAGAACUGAAAAAGAAGAGAGAUGAUGGUGCCAGUAAUGGUUACAAGAAGACUUCUAGAAGAGAGUCUGCCCAAGGCACAAAAAGUGAUAAGCAUGAUGAACCAUUCAGUAGCUGCAUAAGGAAUAAUGGUAACUUACUGAAAGGAAAGCUUCAUGCAAGGUAUCAAAGAAAUGAGUUUGAUACACACAAAAGUAUCUCGAUCUCAGAAGAUAGGAGACUUAUGAACACAAAAUCCAUUGUAGCACCUGCUUGUAGUUUAAUCCGGGGAAGAAAAAGUAAAAUAGCCGGAAGAUGUACUCUGUUGGUUCGUAGCUCUGAGAAAGGACAGAAUUUUGAAAUUGAUGAGUAUAUUCAUUAUCCUGGAAAAAGAACAUUAUUGGCAUGGAUGAUAGACUCGGGAACAGUGAAACUUAGUGAAAAGGUUCAAUAUAUGAACCGUAGAAAAACACGUAUAUUGCUAGAAGGCUGGAUCACACGAGAUGGCAUUCACUGUCGUUGCUGUAGUAAAAUCCUCACAGUUUCUAAGUUUGAGCUCCAUGCUGGGAGCAAAUCGCGUCAACCCUUUCAAAACAUAGUUUUGGAAUGUGGAGUUUCUCUGUUGCAGUGCCUUAUAGAUGCAUGGAAUAGGCAAGACGAGUCAGAACGGAAGGGUUUCUAUUCUAUAAAAAUUGAUGGUGAUGAUCCAAAUGAUGAUACCUGUGGUAUAUGUGCUGACGGAGGGGAUCUGAUCUGCUGUGAUGGAUGUCCAUCAACUUUCCAUCAGAGCUGUCUUGGAAUAAUGAUGCUUCCUGCUGGCGAUUGGCACUGCCCAUAUUGUGUAUGCAAAUUUUGUGGUAUUGCUCAUGAAAGUCUGAUGGAAGACAAUAUGGGUACAAAUGAACUUCACUUGUGCAUCCUUUGCGAGAAGAAAUAUCACAAAUUAUGUGGAGAAGAUUUUAAGGUUGACAACGUUUUACAUGUGAAGAACAAAGUUCCAUUUACAUCUUUCUGUGGACAAACAUGCCAAGAGCUCUAUGACCAAUUAGGGAAGAUUGCUGGAGUCAAGCAUGAACUAGAAGCAGGAUUCUCUUGGUCUAUUAUCCAACGGACAGAUUUAGAUUCUAAUACAUCACAUUGUGACUUUCCUCAAAGAGUAGAGAGCAACUCAAAGCUGGCUGUUGCAUUGUCUAUCAUGGAUGAAUGCUUUUUGCCAAUAGUAGACCGAAGAAGCGAGAUUAAUAUAAUUCACAAUGUCGUUUAUAACUGUGGGUCAAAUUUUAGUCGUCUUAGUUUUUGUGGAUUCUACACUGCAAUCUUAGAAAGGGGUGAUGAGAUUGUUUGUGCAGCAUCACUAAGGUGGUUUGGCAUUUUUCUGAUGUCGGGAGUGGAGGUGAAGAACGAUUCUCAUCCCAUCGGUACCUUGGAACUUUCAUUCAAGCCGAAGGAGAAAUUGAUGGGGACCGGGGUUGAUGGCGAAAUUGAUGGGAACUGGGGUCGAUGGAGAAAUUCGUGGGGACGGGUUGAUGGAGAAAUUGAUAGGGAUGUCGCUCAUCGUAUUAUAGCAGGCUAGAUGAAAUGGAGGCUCGCUUUUGGAGUCUUGUGCAAUAUUAACGUGCCCUGAAGGCUGAAACUAAGAAACAAAUUUUGUUGAGCAGUGUUUGGUCUGCUAUGUUGUAUGGGGGUAGCCAAUAAAGAGCAUGCAUGUGCAGAAACUGAGAUGUUUAGGUGGAUAUGUGAUUUUAUUAUGAGGGAUAGAACUAGAACAACUAUAUCUGGGACACGAUUGGCUUUUGUGGAGGAUAUGAAGUGUAAAGAGAGUUUUAUGUGGUUUGGGCACGUGUAGAGGAAGAUUAUUGAGUGCCCCUCUGAGAAGGUGCAAGAGCUUGGCAAUACGAAUUUGAGGGGUAGGUAGAUUGACAAAGAGUUUGAGAAAGUGCGAGAGCUUGGCAGUAGAGAACUAGGGGGGUUGGUAGACUGAUGAAGAGUGGGGUGAGCAGAUCACCGUGGAAAUGAACCAAGAUAGGAUGUUUUGGAGGUCUAGAUUAAAGUUGUAGGGUAGUUGGGUACUCGGGUUACCACUUACCAGGCGUUUACUUCGUUUGCUCUGUGUGUAGUUAGGAUCUAGUGGAUAAGCUAGGUACAAUGGGGUGU